AUGACAAAUAUAAAUGUUUCCAUAUGCAGACUGGAGACUGAUUGCAAUCCUAUGGAGUUGCCCAAUAAUAGGGGGUUUGAAGAGGAUUCUGAUUAUAAAGACUUUGAAGGAACGGAUGUGAAAGAUAUGAGACUAGAAGCUGAAGCUGUUGUGAAUGAUGUUCUGUUUGCUGUCAGCAACAUGUUUGUCUCAAAAACCCUUCCCUGUGCAGAGGAUGUGGCAUAUAUCAAUGUGGAAACCAGGGAAAGAAACAGAUACUGCCUGGAGCUCACCGAAGCAGGACUCAGGGUAGUAGCUUAUGAUUUUGAUCAGACUGAUGACAGAUUGCAAACUCCGUACCAUGAAACUGUCUACUCCUUAUUGGACUCUCUCAGCCCUGCAUAUCGAGAGGUGUUUGGAAAUGCAUUACUACAAAGACUAGAAGCUUUGAAGAAAGAUAGUCAGUCAUGAUUUACCCAGAAGUGAGGAAGGUUUAAUUCUAGAAGGAGUUCUUAGUAUGAGGCACUGAGAUCUUUCUUAAAAAUGUAAUCACAAACAUCUUAAGUUUCAUUUCUUGCAUUAAUAUCUAAUUCAUGCUAGUACUACUCUAUAACAUUUUGCUACAGUGGAUUUGCAUAUAUCACAGUGCUAUUAAAAGCCACUUCAAUAAAUUGCAAAAUUAAUAAACUUUUUUGUUUUCUUUUUUGUUGUAGGUGAGCAAGUAAGUUGCUUCUUAAAACAUUCAAAAAAUUUGGUCUCUUUUCAAAGUGUUUUAUUCAAAACUGAAAAAAUAUAUAAAGAUUGAGUGUUAUAUAUACAAGUAGUAAUUCUUUUUUGUGUGUGCUUACCGAUAAUUUUCAUAUCUGCUUUAUAAAAUAUAAGCUAACUACUUGCUUUACCCAAUUAAUGAAAAAUAAUUGGGAAAACUACUGUUCUGCAAAGAACAGAAUUUCAGCUUGAUUUGCUAUACAUAAAUCUGAAAAUUCGCAGCUUUGAUAACAAGAAAGAUAGUUCUUGAACAGUUGGGCGUUUCUUGUAUACUGACAGUAUCUGAGUUAAUAGCAAGGCUCAGUAUUAUUUGAUCUGUCCUUGUCUAUGGCAACCAGCAAACUCAAAAUAAUAAAUGAGAAGUACUGCUAAUAUAUGAAUGUAUUGUCUGAAUCACAAAUGAGUUAAGCACAGAAUUAGGAUGUAAUGGGCUACAUUUCCUAAAGAUUAUGCUAUAUAUGUGCUAUAUAUAUAUGUAUGCUAUACUG
Messenger RNA from Gavia stellata (red-throated loon), 1235 nucleotides. RefSeq names its product GSK3B interacting protein (gene GSKIP). The record is from RefSeq and is a predicted model, not a curated record. The transcript is spliced from 2 exons. Lineage: Eukaryota; Metazoa; Chordata; Aves; Gaviiformes; Gaviidae. Gene Ontology annotation, molecular function: protein kinase A binding; kinase regulator activity. Gene Ontology annotation, cellular component: cytoplasm. Bases 1 to 450 code for a protein of 149 amino acids. Gene Ontology annotation, biological process: regulation of canonical Wnt signaling pathway.